Messenger RNA from Salvia splendens (bonfire salvia), 1568 nucleotides. Its product is annotated as cytochrome P450 71A6-like. NCBI's taxonomy places the organism in Eukaryota, Viridiplantae, Streptophyta, Magnoliopsida, Lamiales, Lamiaceae. The coding region runs from base 1 to 1488 and encodes 495 amino acids. Gene Ontology annotation, molecular function: monooxygenase activity; oxidoreductase activity, acting on paired donors, with incorporation or reduction of molecular oxygen; iron ion binding. The transcript has 2 exons. The record is from RefSeq and is a predicted model, not a curated record.
AUGGUGGCUUUCCACGAGCUAACAGUUCCUCUCUUUUCCUUCAUUCUGCUCAUCCUCUUCCUCAAGAGGCGGCGCUCCACCGCCGGAAAAAUAUUUCCGCCGUCUCCAAGAAAGCUUCCGAUAAUCGGAAACCUCCACCAGCUCGGAAAAUCCCCGCACCGCUCCCUCCUUACACUCUCAAAGCGCCACGGCGAGCUCAUGCUGCUCCACCUCGGCAGCAAGCCGGUCCUGGUGGCCUCCUCCGCGGCUGCAGCCCGCGAGAUAAUGAAAAACCAAGACCUCAUCUUCUCAAACCGGCCCAAGCUAAGCGCCCCGGACCGCCUCACCUAUGGCUCCCGGGACGUGGCCUUCUCCCCCUACGGCGAAUACUGGCGCCACGUGCGGAGCAUCUGCGUCCUGCAGCUGCUCAGCAACAGGCGGGUCCAGUCCUUUCGCCGCGUCAGGGAGGAGGAGACGUCCCUCAUGAUCGAGAGGAUCGCGAGGUCGCCGGCAGGGGCGGCGGUGAACCUGAGCGAGGAGCUGGUGGCGACGACGAACGACGUGAUAUGUAGGGUGGCGCUGGGGAGGAAGUACGGUGGCGGAGGGGAGGAGAGGAGGUUUAAGAAGUUUCUGAGUGAGUUUGUGGAGCUGCUGGGAGCCUCGCCGGUGGGGGAUUUGGUGACGUGGCUGGCGUGGGUGGAUCGGGUAGGGGGGUUGGAUGCGAAAGUGGAGAGGGUUGCGAGGCUGUUUGAUGAAUUCUUGGAGCAUGUGGUGAGAGAGCAUAGAGAGGUGGAGAAAUCAGGGAGAGUUGAUGAUGAAGAAUUGGAUUUUGUUGACAUAUUGCUGCAGUUUCAGAGGGAGAAUGAGAAAACAUCACCUGUUGAAGAUGAAACAAUCAAAGCUCUCAUCCUGGAUAUGUUUGCUGGUGGAACUGAUACGACGGUUUCUUCUAUGGAGUGGACGAUGGCCGAGCUUAUAAGAAAUCCAAGAACCAUGAAAGUAUUGCAAAAUGAAGUGAGAGAAGUAGCUAGAAACAAGGUAGAAGUGGACGAGGAGGACUUAGAGAAAAUGCCAUAUUUGAAAGCCGUAAUGAAAGAGAGUCUUAGGCUUCAUUCGCCGGUCCCAUUAUUAGUCCCUCGAGAAUCAACAGAGGACACUAAGGUGCUAGGCUGCGACGUCGCAUCAGGCACCCGUGUCAUGGUCAACGCUUGGGCGAUUAGUAGGGACCCGUCGUUGUGGGAGAAUCCCGAAGAAUUUUGUCCAGAAAGGUUCCUUGACACGAGCAUCGAUUAUAAAGGGCUUCAUUUUGAGUUCAUACCAUUCGGAGCUGGCCGGAGGGGCUGCCCGGCCGUGGCGUUUGCGAUGUCCGUUAAUGAACUGGCAAUAGCCAAACUGGUGCACAAGUUCAACUUUGGAUUGGCUAAUGGAGGGAGAGGAGAGGAUUUGGAUAUGAGUGAAACCAUUGGAAUUGCAGUCCAUAAAAAGCUUCCUUUACUUGUUGUAGUGUAAAAUUCUUGUUAGGCCAUUCCCUAUAGAGUGAUGCUAAAUGACCAUAAUAUGGUCAGCCAUAAAAAUAAAAUAUUAAUAAA